This is a messenger RNA of Paralichthys olivaceus (Japanese flounder), 3944 nucleotides long. Lineage: Eukaryota; Metazoa; Chordata; Actinopteri; Pleuronectiformes; Paralichthyidae. The record is from RefSeq and is a predicted model, not a curated record.
CUGGAGUACGAGGACUCCGGCUCUGACUUCUGUGACGAUGAUCGUCUGGGGAACGGCUACAUAGCGCCGGGAGAACGCCUCGACCUGAGCGGCAUCUUCUUCUCCAACGAGGAGUAUUACAGCAAGCUGGAGGAGCUGAAGAAGGCCCACCUCCACACCAUGGCCGAGCUGGAGAGCAUGUACCAACGGAAGCUGCAGCUCAAGUUCAUGGGGCCUUUGGACCUGACAGCGCUGGAGGCGGGGCACAGGCUUCCGUGGUCAAACAGCAGCCCAGCAGCUUCACGCCGACUGAGAAAGUCCCACUCUGCCGUAGAACUCAGGAGGACUUCAGGACACUCGGACUCAUCAGACGAGGAUGAUGUUUCCAGCAACGAUGUGGAGAAAGGUCUGCUCUUCUCUCCCAAGGAACACAUCAAGAACAUGUGGAGGGACUUCAAGCUGUCACCAAACACUCGUCACCUGACGUCCUCCUCGCUCCAGAGUCUGCCGGGAGACCAGAAGAGAUCCGGAAAGAGGAAAGGCAAGAAGAGGGAGACCUGGAAACACAGAGUGACAAUCCCGAAACCUUUCCACAUGACCCUGCGUGAGGCUGAGAGACAAAAGCGUGGCAUAAAGACGCGCACAGAGAUCGAGCUGGAGAACGCAGAGCUGCGGCGGCAGCUGGAAGAACUGACGGAGUGCCAGAGGAAGUUCCGCGCCAGCCCCGUGCCUGCACACGUUCACCUCCCGCUCUAUGAAGAGCUGCAGGAGCAGAAGGGCGAGCGGCAGCGAAACAAGCGAGAACGAGAAGAGCAGUACCUCCGGACCAUCCAGAAACCUUUCAGCUUCCUGGAGAGGGAGCGACUCAAGAAGGAGCAGAAACAGCUGCGUCACCCACAACCAUCCGACCAGGACAGAGUCAAACCCUUCAAGGCCAAGCCUGUGCCCAAGGCCGUGUACGCCGCAGCAUCAGGGGAGCUGAUGAAGGAGGAGCAGCUGUAUCGCUCCAUCAAGACACAGAUGAGAGCUCAGGAGUUGCUCCGCGGUGCCUCGAUGCCUCCCAGCAUGCUUUCACGACGACUCGGCGAGCGGAAGAAGACCCAAGACGGCAGCGAUGCGGCCGGAGGGGUCAGCAGCUUCCCCCACCGACCCCACAUCAACAAAGAGGUUCCUGACUUUGACGCCAGCUACAGACGCUUCCAGAAAAACCUGGAGAAACGAAAGGAGGUGAAGCCUACAACCGCAUGUGAACCCUUCGAUCUGAAGACUUCUCAGAUCUCCUCGCACCGCGAACGCAUCCUAGCUGACAUUGAGAAGGAGCAGAGCAGCCCUCGGACGCGGCGCUGGCCAUACAUUAGCUCCGGGACGAAUCGGACGGCAAACUCGAGCCUCUGUUCAUCUCUCUCCGGCAGCCUGGAGCUCCUGCCGACCAAAGUCACAGAUGCCACCAAAAAGCGCCAUGAGGCCGUGAGAAAGGUGCUGGAGCAGAGGAGGAAGGCCACAGAGCAGGAGGAGCAGUGGAGGGAGAAGCAGAAGCAGAGGGAGAGGAAGCUGCAGAGGGUGGUGUUGAAGCGAGCCCAGGCCAACGACCCCCACCUGGCGCUGUCACAGACCCACCAGACUAAACUCGAAGAAUUCAGGAAACAAGACCUCCAGCGCAGGAAGGAAUACCAGCAGGAGAUCAAGGAGAUGCAGCAGAGAGUGAAGGGGAGGCCGCUGCUGCUGGAGCAGGUCGCACAGACGAACGCCAAACAGGCAGCAGAGAAGCGCUACACAGACGCCGUGCACGGAUGUGAAGUGACCGAGGAGUUCAUCUGCAGCAAAGCAGCCCAAUCUGGAUCUGCUCGCAGCGCCUCCCAGUCCAGUGACAGCAGACACAGUGACCUAGAGAACUCAGACAUGGGAUAUCAACCUGUCCGCUACAGGAAAGUCUUCCUGGACGACGAAGAUGUGGACGAUCCCAACGAGAGGGGGCGAGGGAAGGAGGACAAGGACAGUGACGAGGCCUCAUCAAACCGCCACGACGGUGACGACCCCGCCGGUCACCGCUCGGCCGAGGGCGACUGUGGAGAUGAUCGCCGCGGUUCUGAUGACAGUUACCACUACUCUGACGAUCAUGAGAAUUAUUCAGACGACAGCGAGAGUGAUGCCGACGCUCAAAAGCACGAAACAACAGAAUGAUGUCAUCAAACUUGAUGGAGAAGAAUGAGCACAACUGAACGCACCGAGCGACGAAGAGCGUCGAGGAGGAAGCUUCUCGUCCCUGGAACAAAGUGAUUUCUGGUGUUUGUUGCAGCUUCAUUGAAUUUAACGGGACUGUUGGACCCUGGCGGAGGUUUGAGGGUCAGGGUUACAUACAUUUAAUACAUUUGCCUUAUAGAAAUGUUUUCAGUGAGGUUAUUUAAAAUAAAACUAUGCCUGUUUUUUUAAUUUAUCGAUAAAAUUCCAACAAAGUGCAAAAAAACUCAAUCAAAUCAGUUCUUGCUGUUCUUUACUUUUAAAACACCAGUUCUUUUCCACAGCGACCCCGUCCCUCUGGAACAAUCCACUUAGAGGCUGCACUGAACUGUCCAGUGUCUCCUUCACUGCUCAAAACCCAACUUCUCACAACUGCUUUCAAUGUUUCAUCGUGACGAGUAUCUAUCAUUUCAAUGAGUAUGAUGUGUAUGUCAUAUUUAUAGGGAUUCAUUUUCAUCUGCUUUCUUUGACAAUUGUUAAAAGUGCUCUACAAACAAGCAGCAUGAGGAAGAAGCAGUGCGAGGGGACAAUGUAGUAAAAGUAAUAAUAUAAAUACUCUAUAUCAUAAAAGUAGAAAUAAUGAAACAUCAACAAGGCUGUUCCUCCAUAUGUGCAAUAUAAAGACAGAGACCAAGGCUGUGUAUUGUGAAAUGUGUCUUGUAAAUAUAACUGUGGAAGAAGUGCAGCAGUUCUUUCUUGACUUCUGUAUUUUAGUGCUUGGACAGUAGGUGCUGUGGUGUUGUGCAGUUUAUUAUUGUAUAGUUUUGUUAUUACUAUAAUUACGAUCAAUAAUAACUAUGAGUCAUGAUGACCUUGUUUAUUUCAAACUGAACCAUCAUUUUAAAACCAGUACAAGCAGCAGAAGAUCCAGUGACUUCUCAACUUGAGUCCUCCCUCAUACCUGCACCAGUAUUGGCUGAACUGGAUUCAGUUCUCCUCUUGCCGCUGCCAGGCAGAAUAUGACCUUGUGAAAUGGGUGAACACCUGAUGCACCAGCCGUGUUCAGUAGCUCUUUUGUUUAACCCUUGUUUUCUGCUGUUUUUAAAUUAGGAGUUAAAUUAAUAACACAUCUUUUUGUUUCUUUAAUUGGAGUGGGUACGUUUUGCUGUGGAGUCAUUUGUUGCUGGUUGUUCUUGGGAGCUGGGACGAGGGGGGACUCGUUCAUCAUGUUGGGUUUCCCCUGAGCCGGGUCGUAACACAAUGCGCCUUCUGAACACAAUGAUUUCAAAACUUCCCUCCUUCCAGACUGAGAUUUGAAUCUUUACUAUGUGAUGUUUUUUUAUGAUUCUUGUGAAAGUUUUUAUUGAUGUUUAAUUGUUUGUUGCUGAUUGUUAAAGUUUCUGGUUCUCUGGCCUCUGUUGGAAAAAAGAAUCAGAAUCUGGUUUUACUGCCAAUCAGGUUUACGCAUACAAGGAGUUUGCUGUGGUGUAUAAAGUAUAAAUAUAAACAUAGGAAACAAAAAUGUCCUGAAUGAAAAAAACAGUAGGGGAAAGAUUGCGCAGAUCUCGAUCUGACUUUGAAUUUAUUUUUAUUGUGUUGCUGAUUGUGAAAGUUUCUGGUUCUCUGGCCUCUGAUGAAAACAGAUCUGGAUCUCAGUGUGGCGUCCUGAUUGAAUAAACAAACACUCAGUCUAUAAUAAUCCUGACGAUCUUUUUUAUUUCAAUCUUUUAUUUCUUUUAUUUCAGUUUCAUGUUUGCUGAGGCCAGAACAGGGGGAGGGGCUUUCGU